CAAAGUUGGCAUCAAAACAAAAGAAACAUUCCGAACUUGAAGGAUGGCGGGUGUGUUAUUCGAGGAUAUAUUUGACGUAAAAGACAUCGAUCCUGAAGGGAAAAAAUUUGAUAGAGUCAGUCGCUUGCACUGUGAAAGUGAAUCCUUCAAAAUGGACCUCAUUCUGGAUGUCAACACUCAAGCUUAUCCCAUGGAACUUGGGGAUAAAUUUCGUUUGGUAGUUGCAUCUACUUUAAAAGAAAGUGGUUUGCCUGAUGAUGGAGAGUGGGUGCCGACUUCCGAAACACGUGAAGUUCCUUCACGAGCAGAUUCUUUCGAGUACGUCUGCUACGGGAAAAUAUACCGUAUUGAAGGUGAUGACGUGGCAAAUGAGGCUUCUAGGCUGGCAGCAUAUGUCUCUUUUGGAGGUUUACUAAUGAGAUUGCAGGGCGAUCCUAAUAAUUUACACGGGUUUGAAGUAGACAACCAUGUAUAUUUAUUGCUUAAGAAACUGGCAUUUUGAAGCAUUUAUAAAUUCUACUGUAAAUAACUUUUAUAUUAAAAAAAUGGGUUUUCCCUAAUAAAAAUAAAAGGUAUUAAACCUGCA
Messenger RNA from Stegodyphus dumicola, 586 nucleotides. RefSeq names its product DNA-directed RNA polymerases I, II, and III subunit Rpb8 (gene Polr2H). Gene Ontology annotation, biological process: DNA-templated transcription. Lineage: Eukaryota; Metazoa; Arthropoda; Arachnida; Araneae; Eresidae. The record is from RefSeq and is a predicted model, not a curated record. Gene Ontology annotation, cellular component: RNA polymerase III complex; RNA polymerase II, core complex; RNA polymerase I complex.